Cynocephalus volans (Philippine flying lemur) is the source of this 2508-nucleotide messenger RNA. It is a transcript of the gene AKNAD1, whose product is annotated as AKNA domain containing 1. The record is from RefSeq and is a predicted model, not a curated record. The transcript is spliced from 15 exons. NCBI's taxonomy places the organism in Eukaryota, Metazoa, Chordata, Mammalia, Dermoptera, Cynocephalidae. The coding region runs from base 1 to 2508 and encodes 835 amino acids.
AUGGAUGAAGGUGAUAUUUCAGAAGAUACAACUUGUAAGCAACAGGAGGAUUUGCCUUAUGAUGGGGACCUCUCCCAAAUUAAGAUAUGCAGUGAUUACAAUUUUACCUCAAAAACUGACAUCCUGGAUAUCUCAAAUCAAAUUAUUUUAACAGGAGAUGACCCUCAAGGAAAAGCUACAUGUAAUCAGACUUGCAGAAAUACAGCUAUGGCCAUGACUCUGGAUAAAAAUACUGAAAAUGCUGUCAACAAAAAACAUGAUAAAAAGAAACAAUGCCCUGCAACUCUUCAUAUUCCAGCUAAUAAAGGAGACACUUCAAAGUCAAACAUUUCUGAUAUUUUACUCCAUCAUCUUUCUGAAGAGCAAUUCUUAAGAGGUCAAGGCAUUGAUUGUGAAACUCUCCCAGAGGACUCUAAUGCUAACAGUUUUGAUGAAGCAGCUAUUAUGAAAAAUAUUAUUUCAUGUUAUGUUAAGAACUCUUGGCCAAAAGAACAAACCCCAGAACUCAUUGACAAACUCAACCCCAAAAGGGAUGGUGAAAAUAGCAAUAAGCCUUGUUGUUCUUCAAUCACAGCAGAAGAAAAUACCUCUGAUUUAGAAGAGCCAGUGGCUGCUGGAUAUAGCAGCCAUCAAGAAAAUUCAGAUUUUCUAACUAAAAUCAAGAGCGCAAUUGAUAAGCAAAAAAGUUGCCAAGGGCAGGCACCCCAGAAACAGCAGACUGGAAAAGCAUGUUCAGGCAUCGGUUUCAAAUAUGGCCAAGGUCAAGUUCAUUACCAGCUCCCUGAUUUCUCCAAGGUUGCUCCCAAAGUGAAAAUUCCUAAAAAUAACGUAAUUAAUAAACCACUUACAAUAACUGAACAAGCCAGCUUUUCUCCUAAAUUGAGAGAUAAAUCAACUACUAUGCAAAACAUUUUAGAAACCAUGUCCUGGUCAAAUUGUGUUGAAAAACAACAGCAAGAGCUGAAAAAGAAAAUUACUGAACCUUCACAACAAAUACAGAUGGAGCCUGCAGGACAUAUCCACGAAGAACUUCUCACAGGAAUUGAAGCUGAGACAAGUCUCUUUAAGUUGUCAUCAACCUUUCAGAAAGACCCUUCCUCAAGUUCUUCUUACAUAUUUCAAAAGAUAUUCCAAGGGAAACAGAUGUGUCAGAAGUUAAAAGAACAGACAGAUCAACUGAAGACUAAAGUACAAGAAUUUUCCAAAAGAAUAAAACAGGACUCUCUCUGUCAUUUGCAAGACAGAAGGCUGGUCCUGGAGAAACUGCAGGGACACCUUGAACUGCUGGAGCAGGAGUUUCUGGCCACCAAGGAGGAGCAUCUGACUUUGCAACAGCAAGUCCACAAGCAUGAAUCCUUGACUGUUGGUGACUUUGAUCCAGAAAGAAGAGUGGAAGGCGAAAUCUUCAAGUUGGCGAUGCUACUUGAGGACAUUAAAGAGAAAAUUGAUGAAAGCAAAUAUACAUCAGCCUUUUCUCUUCCUAUGAGUUCUCCAUUCAUCCUGCAUGACUUGGCAUUCAUAUCCUCUUCACCCUCAAAUGAGAUGCCCCAGGAACACCCUGGCCGCCCUCCCUGGCGCCGGGGCUCGUGUGGGAGCGAGGUGACAGGGGCGCCCCGCGCGGGGCCGCAGGAGGCGCCCUCCUCCGAGGAGCUCCGCGAGCUGGCCUCGCAGACUUAUUUAAACGGUCAGAGUGGGAAUGCGGCUGCCCAGGACCAGCCAAAUCAAAUGGCCACAAGGCUGUCUUCUGAUUCCAGGGAGGACCCCAGCGGCCCCGCGGGAAGGCAGGAACGUGCAGGGACGCCGGCACCCAGCCCAAGCUGUGCCUUCUGCCGCCGGCUCCUUGAACGGAAGCAAAAAAUGGAGAAAAAAGACCACAGAAGGAUCAACUGUGGAAGGUUUUCAAUUGUCACUCAAGAAAAGGCAUUGCACCUAGAUUCACCUCUCAGUUCUGAUACUGGACGCCACUUCUGUUCUGAUUCUGGCGCUGGACUGCAGAGCAACAAGUGUGAGGACUGCAGUGCUAGGACCCCUAAUCGCAGUAAAGAACCGCUUAAAGGAUUUCAUUAUAGAUACAACACCCCAGGACAGAAUUACGUAAAUCAUAGCGAAAGAGGUGCCUUUGUCCAGUACCCCUCUGUAGAUGAAAGUAAAAAUUCUUCACCUGCUUGUUCAAAACCAAAAUGGAUCUGUUCCCAGAGUGUGACUUCAAAAUCCUUCCAAGAUGAGUGUGAGCCCACACCAGGAAAAAAAAAUCUUAAGGCUUUCAUGACCUACAGCUCAGACCCUGCAACACCCUCACCCCAUUUCCACUCCUGCAAGAUUUCUGGAAGCAAAUCCUUACAUGACUUUGAUAACAUCGAAGACACAAAAUCUGAGAUUUUGAACUCAGCUUUGGAUCAUGCCCUAAGGACAGCAACCAUUUUGAAAGAAACUACUGAUCAAAUGAUUAAAACUAUUGCAGAAGAUCUUGCCAAAGCACGAAGAUGGAGGAAUCGACUGAAAUACUAG